AUGAGGUGCAUUUUUUAUCUGAGGUGCAAGCGAUGCAUUUUUGAUCAAUUGUGCUGCAUGCAAUGCAUUGCUUGCUUGUGCCAUCCCAGUAUUCAGUGCUUAUGCAUAGUAUUUGGGCACACGACCACCAAUAAGGUAAUAUCCACUCUCACAAGUUAUACAAUUCAUUGUACCAGAAUUAAGUACAAUACAGUUUGAUUUUCAAUCAAGGGUGCAUUGGGAAUUGUGAUUUAA
Molecule: messenger RNA, 234 nt
Organism: Blepharisma stoltei
Lineage: Eukaryota; Ciliophora; Heterotrichea; Heterotrichida; Blepharismidae
Source: the annotation of a GenBank genome assembly